Messenger RNA from Helianthus annuus (common sunflower), 740 nucleotides. RefSeq lists its product as uncharacterized. The transcript has 3 exons. Lineage: Eukaryota; Viridiplantae; Streptophyta; Magnoliopsida; Asterales; Asteraceae. Bases 42 to 575 code for a protein of 177 amino acids. The record is from RefSeq and is a predicted model, not a curated record.
AUCAAACUUUGCAUAAAAUCUUCUCUUCUCCUGAUUUUAAAAUGAACCGUAUCCAUAUUAUUGUAGCAAUAAAGGCAUCCAAUUCGAUAUUUCCACCAUUGAGGACCGUCUUGUUCUCCACAAGAGGUAGAGAAAUUGCAAAACCCUCCAAGAUUCCUCGAAUGUACAACACGCGUGCAUCUUUAGAUUCAAGAAAGAUGUCACUGAUGCAAAAGCAGCGUCAGGCUAUUGGGGUGUGGCUCCAACGCCGUUGGAAUCACUUUGAAACGGAAUUGUUUUCAGCAACAAGGGUGUCGAAUGUGCUACUACCGCAAUUAAGGACCAACUUGUUUUCCAUAAGAAGUUGGGAGAUUGCUGAACCCUCCAAUGUUUCCAUUGAUACGACAAUGGGAACCUCUAGGAUUUUGACCAAGCAUGCUCAAAAGUACAACACGGAUGCAUCUUUAGAUUCAAGCCCAUGCAAGAAAGAUGCCAGUAAUACAAAAAAAGCGUCGAGCUAUUGUUGGGUGGUCCCAUCGUCACUCAUCAAGGCCAUUGGAUCUGCUUGGAAGUGGAACGGUUUUCAGAAAAGUUGAAUCAAAUAUGAAGAUAUCAAGCGGAUUUUAACUGCCAAAGCCCAAGGGCAAUGUAAGCCCAUCUUUUUAUGGCUAUAUGGUGCUAGACUUCCAACAACCACAUUAUGCAUUUUAAAUUGUACUUUUGAGUUGAUGAGAUCGAAUUUGAUAAAUGUUAUACACUUA